UCUUCAAGUAAACUAUUCCCGACGAAAAUGGCUCGGUUCGGUGCGGUCAUAGCCAUGGCUCUAUGUCUCAGCAUCUCCGUCCACAUGGACACGGCCACGGCUCAGCUGAGUCCUAACUUCUACUCGAAGACAUGUCCCAACAUUCAGGAAAUUGUAAGAAAUGUGGUCAAGAGAAAGGUGAAACAGACCUUUGUCACCAUCCCUGCCACUCUCCGCCUCUUCUUCCACGACUGCGCCAUCAACGGAUGUGAUGCAUCGGUUUUGAUUCAAUCAACACCGAACAACAAGGCCGAGAAAGAUCAUCCGGACAACUUGUCAUUGGCUGGAGAUGGGUUUGACGUGGUGAUACAAGCCAAGAAAGCCCUUGAAGCCAAUCCCCGCUGCCGUAACAAGGUCUCGUGUUCCGAUAUCCUUGCCUUGGCUACCCGUGAUGUCGUCGUUGAGGCCGGAGGGCCGUUCUAUGAAGUGGAACUUGGAAGGUUCGAUGGGUUGGUGUCAAAGGCGGCCAGCGUGGAAGGGAACUUGCCGAAACCUACGGACAAUCUCGACAAACUCAAUGCCAUCUUCAGUAAAAUGAAACUUAGCCAACAGGACAUGAUUGCUCUCUCGGCGGCCCACACCGUCGGAUUCGCACACUGCAGCAAAGUGUUCAACAGGAUCUACAGCUUCAGCCGGACCAGCCCAGCGGACCCCACGCUGAACAGGGCAUAUGCCAAGGAGCUUCAGAUGGCCUGUCCGAGGAACGUGGACCCAAGAAUCGCCAUCAACAUGGACCCCACCACUCCGAGGAUCUUCGACAACGUCUACUUCAAGAAUCUCCAACAGGGCAAAGGCCUCUUCACCUCCGACCAGGUUCUGUUCACCGACCGCCGUUCAAGACCGACCGUCGACGCUUGGGCCAAAGACCCAAAAGCGUUUAACCGGGCGUUUGCGAUCGCCAUGACCAAGCUCGGCCGCGUCGGCGUCAAGAACCGCUUCAACGGCAACAUCCGUCGCGACUGCGGUCGGUUUAACUAAAUAUGAUUUGUCUUUUUUUGGAAUCCAUUUUCAGGACAUCGAAAUUGGUCUUACAAUUGUGUUCCGACGGUUGUCGAAUUUUCAGCUUUUGAAAUUGGUCACUUGUUCUUCUUCCUAUGAAAUAAAUGUAUUAUUGUGCUU
Tarenaya hassleriana is the source of this 1158-nucleotide messenger RNA. RefSeq names its product peroxidase 35-like. Gene Ontology annotation, biological process: hydrogen peroxide catabolic process; response to oxidative stress. The record is from RefSeq and is a predicted model, not a curated record. Gene Ontology annotation, molecular function: heme binding; peroxidase activity. The transcript is spliced from 4 exons. NCBI's taxonomy places the organism in Eukaryota, Viridiplantae, Streptophyta, Magnoliopsida, Brassicales, Cleomaceae. The coding region runs from base 28 to 1017 and encodes 329 amino acids.